UCUCGCCUAUUUUAUAAUUGGUUGAAUCUGUUUCUCGGAGAGAAGGGGAGCAUUAUAACUGAUGUUAUGCCAGACGAAGCUCCGGGCCUCUGAAAGCUGUUUUUCACACACAGGCCACUAAAAUAUAUGUAACUGACAAAUGGCUGACAAUUCUCUCUCAUUUUGUUUCCUCCUCAUGCACAUGGCUUCUUGGUUAUCUGUCAUCUCCAUUUUAAUCCCCCCUUUCUUUUUUUAGUUUUCCUUUUCCUUCACUCUCUCAUGCUCUGUUCUCUCUUUCUCUCCUAGCAGUAACCUCCGUUUUUUUUUUUCUGCUCUCAAGGCUUCUGACUCCACAGUUGAAGGGAUUCUUCAGAUCUGCCGGGAAAAAGCCAUUUGCUCACUGUCAUCAGAAAUUCUUCUUCUUUCUGGGUCUUCGGUGGUGGCUGGCUUUUCUCAUUGGAAGCAUAGAGUUGAGAGCCAAACUUGCAUGGAACUCAUCUUCGGCUAACAGGUCGAGGCAGAUUUUCUCCAUUUGUUCUGUUGGGGCCUUGUGUUGGAUACGGAAAGGAAAACCAAGAGUCAGAAUUGGAUGACUAGAAAUGCAAAUGGGACUUCAUUGUAGAUUGCACAAAAGCAACUGGAUGUAAUCGGUCUGUUUUCAUGGUUUGCGAGAUGGAGCAUGACCUCAUGGAGGACAUGGACAUCGAAGUCCUCCCUUCAAUGUGGCCAGAAGAUAUUGGAACUGAUGUUGGGAAACAGUUUAACAUAGAGAAGCCCGGAAGUGACCAGGACAUGUUGGAGGAGGUCACAAUAGUGGAGGAGCCAACUAUAGUGGAUUUCAAGCGUCUCAUGGAGCUCACCAACUAUACAGACAAAGGGUCGUCCCAGUUGACCUAUCUCAUGAAAUACUGGGAGUACAAGCAGGCUAAUGCUGUGCGUCUCCUAAGAGAAGAACUCGACAACCUUAUUAAACAGAGACAGGAGGUUGAGCUGAGGAAGUUAAAGAUAUUGGAAGAGCAUCGAUUUGAGGACAUAAGAUAUGGGCAUGAUAAACGGCCAGUUUCUAUAUUGGAUGAAGUUUAUGACAUAUGGCAAGAUAUACCUCGCAGGAAAAACGAUGUUGUUGUCCAGAACAAGGGUAUUGAAAUAAAUGCUGAGUAUGAUACUGCAGUGUACUGGAAGCAGAGGGCAGUGCAUCUAGAAAAACUGUUGGAGGCAAGUAUACAGAGAGAGCAGACACUUAUGGAGAAGCUGGAAGAAAGCAUAAAGAAUCUUGAAAGGCAGUCCUCGCCUGUAGAAGAACUGUCCCAGAUUCUGAAAAGAGCAGAUAAUUUCUUGCAUUUUAUUCUGCAGAAUGCACCUGUUGUCAUAGGCCAUCAGGACAAAGAGUUGCGCUAUCGCUUCAUCUAUAAUCAUUUCCCAAGUUUACAAGAGGAGGACAUCAUAGGAAGAACAGAUGUGGAAAUUUUCACGGGAUCUGGAGUGAGGGAAUCUCAAGAUUUUAAGAGAGAGGUCUUGGAAAAAGGAUUGCCUGCAAAAAGGGAAAUUACUUUUGAGACAGAACUAUUCGGGUCAAAGACAUUCUUAAUUUAUGUAGAACCUGUCUUUAGCAAGGCAGGAGAGACAAUUGGGAUAAAUUACAUGGGAAUGGAUGUGACAGAUCAGGUGAGAAAAAGAGAAAGGAUGGCACAGAUUAGAGAAGAGAUUGCCGUUCAGAAAGCCAAGGAGACUGAAUUAAAUAAGACCAUUCACAUUACAGAGGAGACUAUGCGAGCAAAACAAAUGCUAGCAACCAUGUCUCAUGAAAUAAGAUCUCCACUGUCUGGUGUUGUUAGCAUGGCUGAAAUUCUCUCUACUACAAAACUUGACAAGGAGCAAAGACAGCUCUUGGAAGUCAUGCUUUCCUCAGGAGACUUGGUUCUACAACUUAUAAAUGACAUAUUGGAUCUUUCCAAGGUUGAGUCAGGAGCAAUGAAGUUGGAAGCUGCCAAAUUCCGUCCAAGAGAGGUAGUAAGGCAUGUGCUCCAGACUGCUGCAGCAUCAUUGCAGAAAAUAUUAACCCUAGAAGGUCAUGUAGCAGAUGAUGUGCCUAUUGAGGUCAUUGGGGAUGUUUUAAGGAUUCGGCAAAUUCUCACAAAUCUUAUAAGCAAUGCAAUCAAGUUUACCCAUGAAGGUAAAGUUGGCAUAAAUCUCUACGUUGUAGCAGAACCGAGUUUUGGAAAAUCGGAAGGUGGUCUCCAGAAGACGAGUGAAGACAAUUCAAAUGCAUCCGUGAAUGUAUUGACAGAAGAGAAAUACUUAUCGUCGUCUCAACAUGGGAGUGAUGAAUGUAGAUCUCCUGUUAAAAGCGAAUGCUCAAGGAAUGGAUAUACAGAGGAGCAACCUCAUUCAACUGAAACUACAGUGUGGAUACGUUGCGAUGUAUACGACACUGGAAUUGGAAUACCAGAAAAUGCAAUUUCUACUUUAUUUAAAAGGUACAUGCAAGUCAGUGCAGACCACGCGCGAAAGUAUGGUGGCACAGGGCUAGGAUUAGCAAUAUGCAAACAACUGGUUGAAUUAAUGGGUGGUCGUCUAACUGUGUCGAGCAAAGAACACUGUGGUUCUACAUUUACGUUCAUACUCCCAUACAAGGUUUCAAUUGCUUGUGAUCAUUCAGAUGACCCUGAUGAGCUCUCAGAUAUGGACAACAACGACGCUGCGUCUGAUUAUACCACAGAAGGAUUUUUCCAAUUCCAACCACGUACACUGGGCUCGCUCUUUUCUUCCAACGGAUCUACCAGAGCCCAAAAGUUGUUACCCCGCAAAAUUGGUCUCAAAAUACCCCAUAACCUAAAUGGGUUUUCAGACAAUUCUUACUUGUUCCCCUCUAACAACAUCAUCUCAAACGGAACAACUUCAGUCGAAGAUGCAAUUCGAGUGACAUUAUCGGACACGCCAGAGAUGUCUGAAUCAGCUAGUUCAUUGAGUCAUAAGCCAGAAACAGAAACGGAAGGUGUAGUUAGCAGAGACGAACAGCGUCAAGAUAACACAUAUGCUCAGCUCCAAGACGUUCCAGCAAGCAGAGAAAUUGGUGUGCCAACAAAGUCAAGCAAAAGCCAGCAAACAAGUGAGACACGAGAGAAGGAUGAUAGAACUUCCCAAUGUGUUACUAGUAGUAGCAGUAAUAGUAUAUCAGCAGUAUCAGAGCCUAAGAUUCUUCUAGUUGAAGAUAACAACGUCAACGUUAUGGUGGCACGCUCGAUGAUGAAGCAGUUAGGUCACAGCAUAGAUGUGGUGAAUAAUGGAGUGGAAGCUGUGCGUGCAGUUCAACGCAGGGGUUAUCAUCUCAUUCUGAUGGAUGUUUGCAUGCCAGUUAUGAAUGGUCUUGAAGCAACAAAAUUGAUUCGCUCUUUUGAGGAAACUGGCAAUUGGGAUGCUGCAACAAAAGCUGGAAUAGAGCCAAGCAUUUCAACUUCAGAUUUGCAGAAACCUGAAUGCUCUUUACCUUCCACCAAGCGAAUGCCAAUUAUAGCAAUGACAGCAAAUGCUUUGUCAGAGAGUGCGGAAGAGUGUUACGCCAACGGAAUGGACUCAUUUGUGUCGAAGCCGGUGACUUUCCAGAAAUUGAAGGAGUGCCUUGAACAAUUCCUACGGUGAUGUCCUUGUAAAUUAUGAUAUGUGUGUAUAAAAUAAAUAAAGAGAGUAGGAAAGUUUUGUAAUGAAUGCAUCAUGUCGUCCUCCAUCACUAGUGUUUAGUAAGUUGAGGUGUAUAGAUCUAAGUUAUUCUUUUCCUCGCCUCCCCUGUAAUUUUAUUAGUUUCGAAGGGAGAGCAAGAAGCCUUUCAGUAGAGUUAGGGCAUAUCUGCAGUACAAGGGAAGGGAAUUUGCAAUCACCAGGUAAAUUCUUCCACAGACAACAAUAGUUCUACUAAUAUAAACGUUUAGCACGUGUA
This is a messenger RNA of Prosopis cineraria, 3913 nucleotides long. Its product is annotated as histidine kinase 5-like. The record is from RefSeq and is a predicted model, not a curated record. Gene Ontology annotation, molecular function: phosphorelay sensor kinase activity; histidine phosphotransfer kinase activity. Gene Ontology annotation, biological process: phosphorelay signal transduction system; protein autophosphorylation. Lineage: Eukaryota; Viridiplantae; Streptophyta; Magnoliopsida; Fabales; Fabaceae. The transcript is spliced from 13 exons. The coding region runs from base 640 to 3618 and encodes 992 amino acids.